AUGGUAGACAUGGCGCAAAGCGCAGAAGAGAAGAAGAUUGCGGAGGAGGCUAACAGCGACGAUGAUGUGCUCGCGCAGCUGGGAUAUACCCAAGAGCUUAAGCGCAGCUUUGGUCUACUCGGGAUGGUCGGCUUCUCGUUCAGUAUUGUGACUUCAUGGACCGCACUCUCCGGUGUACUCAUCAUUGGUGUUGAAUCGGGUGGGCCGCCAGUCAUGAUUUGGGGCUGGCUGUGUGUCUGCCUUGUGACACUUGCUGUUGCGUACUCAAUGGCUGAGAUGUGUAGCGCGUACCCUGUUGCAGGUGGGCAGUACUCUUGGGUGGCUAUUCUGGCACCGACACGCUGGGCUCGCUCGAUGAGUUAUCUCUGUGGAUGGUUCAUGCUGAUUGGAAUCAUAUGCAUGGGCGCAGUCAACAACUUCGUCGCUACGAACUUCAUUCUCGGUACCGCCCAGCUCAAUUAUGGCUUCACGAUAGAGCGAUGGCACACAGUACUCAUCGCCUAUCUCAUUACAUUCAUCGCAGCGGCAUCUAACAUCUACCUGCCACACAUCCUUAACAAGCUUUCGAAAGCGAUCUUCAUCUGGAAUCUCACUUCCUUCGUCGUCUGUCUCAUCACCAUUCUGGUCACCAACGAUCACAAACAAUCGGCGAGCUACGUAUUCAGCGACUUCGAGAAUUUCACCGGAUGGAACGCGCCAUAUGCUACAUGCCUGGGGCUACUUCAAUCAGCGUUCGGAAUGUGCUGUUAUGACGCACCUUCACACAUGACCGAAGAGAUCAAGAAUGCCCGGAAACAAGCUCCCCGCGCGAUAGUCAUGUCGGUUUACAUUGGCUUCUUCACCGGAUUCGUCUGGCUAGUCGCAUUGUGCUUUUGCAUUGGCGAUCUCGAGGAGACGGGUGCUACCGCGACAGGAGUACCUGUCAUUGCCAUCAUAUUCAAUAGCACGAACAGUGUGGCCGGAACAUCUACAUUAGCAUCUAUGAUCGCUAUCAUUGCCACAGUAUGCGCCAACUCGCUCAUGGCAGAGGGAUCAAGAGCUGUAUACGCGUUUGCAAGAGACAACGGGCUUCCUUUCUCGCACGUACUAAGCAAGAUUUCGACAAGAUCGGUGCCGGUAUACGCUAUUAUGUUGACAGCCGUCGUACAAAUGGCUUUCAACUCCAUCUACUUUGGCACAACGACUGGCUUCAAUACCAUCAUCGCCAUCGCUACACAAGGUUUCUACCUUUCGUAUUUAAUGCCUCUACUGUCCCGCAUUCUCGCCCACUUCUCCGGCAAGAAGACUCGAUUGGAAGGCCCGUACUCACUCGGUCGCUGGGGCAUUGCUCUCAACAUUAUCGGUUUUCUGUAUCUGGGAUUCAUCUGUGUCGUAUCCAACCUACCUAGUGUCACGCCCGUGACGAGCGAGAACAUGAACUACACUUCUGCGGCGACAGGAGUGGUUAUGUUCAUCAGCUUGAUCUUUUGGAUUAUGACGGGAAGGAAGAAGUUCACUGGGCCUGAUGAUGGGAAUCUAUUGGAUGUUGGGAGACAUGUCGCGUAG
Molecule: messenger RNA, 1545 nt
Organism: Alternaria metachromatica
Lineage: Eukaryota; Fungi; Ascomycota; Dothideomycetes; Pleosporales; Pleosporaceae
Exons: 4
Coding region: 1-1545 (514 amino acids)
Biological process (GO): amino acid transport; transmembrane transport
Cellular component (GO): membrane
Molecular function (GO): transmembrane transporter activity
Source: RefSeq, a predicted model, not a curated record